This is a messenger RNA of Funneliformis caledonium, 141 nucleotides long. The record is from the annotation of a GenBank genome assembly. Lineage: Eukaryota; Fungi; Glomeromycota; Glomeromycetes; Glomerales; Glomeraceae.
AUGAAAAUAGAUGCUUUACUUGCAAAUGAAGAGGACACAUGGCCAAAAAUUGCAAUACAACCCUUAACAGAUCCUAUUCACACUGCUCCAGCACUAACUUUUAAUAAUAGACAACCACCAUUUGGCCCAACAGGUCAAUGA